This is a messenger RNA of Phoenix dactylifera (date palm), 3116 nucleotides long. RefSeq lists its product as uncharacterized. The record is from RefSeq and is a predicted model, not a curated record. NCBI's taxonomy places the organism in Eukaryota, Viridiplantae, Streptophyta, Magnoliopsida, Arecales, Arecaceae. Gene Ontology annotation, molecular function: DNA binding; DNA clamp loader activity. Gene Ontology annotation, cellular component: DNA replication factor C complex; nucleus. Gene Ontology annotation, biological process: DNA repair; DNA-templated DNA replication.
AUACAGGUUGGAUGUUAAUAUCUAAGGCAUCUUUUGAACCGUACAUGCGUGGGUGCGGGUUGCCGUCGGCACUCGGCAGCGAGAGAGAGGACAAUUCAAAACGAGACGAGAACUUCCCUCUCUCUCCGAAGAGGAGCGCUUCGGGAAUGCAGGAAACGGCGCCACCCAGGAUUCUUCCUUUGCUGGAAAGCGAGGAAAAGGACAAGGAGACGCCAUUGCCCCUCUCUCGUCUCUUACAAUGCCGAUGCUUCCAUCCCUUCCCUCCUUUAAAUCUCCCCGCCUUCGAGUUCGGAGAUGCUUCAAGAACCCUAGUUCUCGGCUUCUUUUCGGGUUUCUUGUCUUCUCCAGGUUCUUGCCGAUUCCCUCGCAGAAAGAUCUGACUGGUGCAUUCGCCGGAGGCGCGGAAACCCUGGGGAUCGAGGGAUUUCUUGGAGAAAAUGAUUUGAUUUCGAGACAUUUUGUGGUUGUUGAGAUUUGAUGGAGCUGAGUUCUUGCUACGGAAACCCUCGGAAUUGAGACGUUUUGUGGAGGAAACGCUGUAGUUAUUGAGCUUGUUCAAUUGCAGAGUCCCCACAAUUUUUAGGGAUGCUAGCAAUGGAGAAUGCCUCAAGUUGCACUAAAUCUUCUUACCAUCAAUCUUCUUCGAAGCAGAGACGAAGUGGCUAUGAGCCUUCUGAUACAGAAACAGAUUGGCAGGAAAGCCCUUGGAAUGAGGGACUAUCAAUCUCAAACAGGCCUAGAACACCUCCAGGUCCUGCUAGAGCCAUCAGUCCCUUAAAUCACAGUCGGAGGAACACUUUGAAGGAGGAAAGCAAUUAUCCCUCAGUAAAGGCUUUGGGAACUAGUUCAGCUACCAGAAGACAUAGUAGAUCUCCUUACAAACCAAUCAGAGGUGCUGGUGAUGUACCAUACUCUGAUUUAAGAAGAAAUACCAGUCCUUUAAAAGUUUCAGAGCACCGCAGACAUGUUUCUCCAUAUAAGGCCAAAACAGAGCAGUCAGAACAUGAAAACAGUGAGCUAAACAACUCAUUCCGCAAGAGGAGCCAGAGAACACCCCCAAAAAUUCAUAAUUCUGCACAAAAUGAUACCCACUCACAACUUCAAGAAGUUUCUAGGGUCAACGAGAGAUCAAAAUACAGUCGUAACAGGUCAAUGUCUACCCCAAAGCUGAGAGCAAGGGAAACCACGAUCCAUGAUCAGAAAGAUGGCACAUAUGCUGGAAGUUCUUCCCCAAAGGAAAUAAAUGAAGUGAUUGCUAGUAGGAAACUAUCUAAGUCUCCAUCUUAUGAUGCUCAUUUAACAAAGAGCACAGACUCAGUUUCAUUUGGUGAUAUCUUCUUUUCCCGUGAUUGCACAAUUCCACAGAAAAAUUCUGACAUGAACAAUAGCAACAAUGGGAAAAACUUUGCUCCAGGCAUAAAAGCGGUUCUAGAGAGAAAUGCUACUCUUCAUCAGGAAAGUAGAGGGAUCAAGAGUUCUGAUCAGAAUCGGCAAGCGAUAUCAGUUAGAACGGUUCUUUCACAAACAAAUACUAGCUUUGUUUCUGCUGCUGGUCAAUUGUCUAGUGGUCAAACAAACACAAGCUCAAAUUCUGCUAUUGGUCGACUUAGUAGGACUAGUAAUGACACUGGUAAAUUUAGUGAUGGCAGCGGAAAAAGUGGAAGUUUCAGAAAAUUCACUGCCAACAUACAAAGAAGCCAGACAGAGGCCUGGCUCUCAUGUGUCAGGAAAGGCUCAUGUAGAAAGUCAAAGUUACCAGAAUAUAGGGCAAUUGACGAAGCUUCUUUCAUUGAGAAGGCAUUUGUGGUGGAAGAACUGAGAAUGUUCUGGGCUGAUAAGCAUAGGCCCCAUUCCUUGAAUGGAUUCAUUUGCCACAAACAACAAACACAGCAUCUGAGACAAUUGAUAUCCCACAACAGUUUUCCCCAUCUCCUGUUCAAGGGACCUUCAGGCUCGGGGAAGAAAUCAUUGUGCAUGGCUUUCCUGCAUGAAAUCUUUGGUGACUCAUCCUUGAAAGUCUCACAUGAUUUAAGACAUUUCCAUGUCCAGGAAUCUAGGCCAGUGCAAAUUGUCGUCCCUUUAACUUCAGGUCCUCACCAUUUUGAACUCAAUUUGAAGUCCCAAUCUAAGAAUGCUCGAUAUGCUUUAAUGGCUCUUGUCAAGGAAAUAGUUGGCAACUGUGCUGAUAUCCCUGAAGUUAGUGAUGCAAGUUUGAAAAUGAACUACAAAGUGAUUGUUCUCCAUGACGUUGAUAAAGCCACAGAAAAUGUUCAACACCUGAUCAAGUGGAUAAUGGAUUGCUAUACGGAUGCAUGUAAAAUCAUUCUUUGUUGUGAAGAUGACACCAAUCUCCUUCAUUCCAUAAAGAGUCGCUGCAAACUUAUUGCCAUGGAUGCUCCUGUAACACAUGAGAUGAUGGAGGUUCUAAUUCAGAUAGCAAAGAAGGAGAAUUUUGAACUAUCUACAAGUUUUGCUGCUAGGAUUGCAACUAGAUCUAAGCAAAACUUGAGGAGGGCGAUAAUGGCUCUUGAAGCAUGCAAAGCGCACAACUACCCAUUUGUUGAUGAUCAACCGAUGCCACUUGACUGGGAGGAUGUUCUGGGGGAACUUGCAGCAGAGAUUCUAGCUGAUCCAUCUCCUAAAAGGUUAUUUUCGAUACGUGGGAAGUUACAAAAGUUGCUGGUGGAAUUUGUACAUCCUAAAUUGAUUCUCCAGAAGCUUGUUGAGCAGUUCCUUAAGGGAAUUGAAGCUGGUCUGAAAAGGGAGCUUUACUAUUGGCAUGCAUACUAUGAUAAGAGAUUGCCAACCGGAACAAGUGCCCUGCUGAAGCUAGAAGAAUUUGUUGCAAAGUUCAUGAGCAUCCACAGAAAGAGCUUUUGAGGGCCGUUGUGUAUUUAGAGUCAAGCAUCAGGUCGUUGUAUAUUUCCCCCAAGUUUUAGAUUCAAAGGAUGAACUGUCGUGCAUGCCGUUGAUGGCAGUAGUGAUGCAAUGCUUGCCCAUAUUGUAAUAAAACAAUGUAUGGAAAGUUUGACGGAAGUGCAUACCUUCUUUUAGUAGAUAGAUCAAUUGUAACUCAUCAUGUGAUGUCCCUCAAAUGCAACGGAGAUUUGUGCCCU